Molecule: messenger RNA, 1157 nt
Organism: Rhizopus microsporus ATCC 52813
Lineage: Eukaryota; Fungi; Mucoromycota; Mucoromycetes; Mucorales; Rhizopodaceae
Exons: 4
Coding region: 104-991 (295 amino acids)
Biological process (GO): regulation of transcription by RNA polymerase II
Cellular component (GO): PcG protein complex; transcription regulator complex
Molecular function (GO): DNA-binding transcription factor activity, RNA polymerase II-specific; RNA polymerase II cis-regulatory region sequence-specific DNA binding
Source: RefSeq, a predicted model, not a curated record
GGACUACUAAAUUUUGUGGGCUAUGAUCGCAACAACCACAUCCAUCGGAUUUUCAAAUGCUUUAUCCUUUUUUGCCUCUUCAAACAAAAGAUAAAUCACCACCAUGGCUUCUCCAUCACUAAAAAUAAAGCUUCGAUUAUCAGGACCAAAGCAAACAGAGUCACAACCUGCCUCACCUGCAUUAGUAGUCAAAACACCUACAAGGGAUGAGGACACACCCUCAGUCGAGAGUCCUCGUAAAAGAGCUAAAGCAGGUAGUGGAAGCAGUCGUAAUCGAAGAUCUAAAACUACAGAGGGAACACCUCUACCAGACACACCACUAAUAGCAGAUGACGAUUCAACAAGUGUAGCAGCGGACGAAGCUUCUACCACAGGACGAAGAGGGGCAGGAGGAGGCAUGCAAGGCGGUGCCAGCGCUAGUACAACGAUCACAAAGAAGGAACUCUUGAAGCAUAAGGAUAUCAAAGUCAGAAAAUGGACAUGCAAACCACUAGCGUUUUAUACACUAGGCGGCGGCUUGGUUGAAGUUCCUAAUUGGAGCACAGACGAAAAAAUGAACCUUAAUGAAACAACAACAGAACCUAUUACCGCAGCUGAGAUAGAUCAACUCUUCUCGUCAACAGCAGCAGAAAAAGACUUUCGCCCAUUCUUAUGCACACAGCCCGGAUGUUCAAAGGCAUUCACUUCUUAUGAUCAGCUUCAGACGCAUGAGACAAACAUGCAUGGAACCAAGAAACUGGUCUGUGGCAUUGAUGGCUGUCAUAAGAGUUUUGUGACAUCAGGGCAAUUGACAAAGCACCGCAAGAUGGUACAUUUCCGUGCAGCUAGAAAGGCCAAACUGGCGGCGGCAGCAGCAGCAGCAGCAGCGACAGCGCCUGAUACACCAACAGAUUCAACGGUAAAUGGAACAGAUAAUAGAAAAGAAGACGAUGAAGAUGAGGAUGUAUCCACUCCAACCACUAGAGUAACAGAUGACAACGUCGAGGUUUAAGUAAACAUCGCGCAUAUAAAAAAUAAACUAUAAACUUUGUUACAGCUUCCUAUUCCUUAUAAUAGGGACAUUUUAAAAUGUUUUCUCUAUUUUAUUUUCUGUAUAUUUUGGUGAUGUUUGAUGCAUAGUGACUAUAGUAUCAUGGUGGAUUCCAUGUCAAUGGAUG